Molecule: messenger RNA, 3933 nt
Organism: Electrophorus electricus (electric eel)
Lineage: Eukaryota; Metazoa; Chordata; Actinopteri; Gymnotiformes; Gymnotidae
Gene: adcy2b
Product: adenylate cyclase 2b (brain)
Biological process (GO): adenylate cyclase-inhibiting G protein-coupled receptor signaling pathway; cAMP biosynthetic process; intracellular signal transduction
Cellular component (GO): plasma membrane
Molecular function (GO): adenylate cyclase activity
Source: RefSeq, a predicted model, not a curated record
UCUGCCUCAUCUACCUAUGUUUUCUUCUGAGGGAAAAUGGUUUCCUUUUAAAAUGAGACCUCAAAAACAUGAUGCUGCGAGCAGCUGCUCUCUCCCUCCUGCCGUCCCGCGGGGCGCGCCUGGCCAGCCCGCCACAGCUGAGCACCCACCCCGAGGAGGAAGAGCAAGACCAGGACCAGGAGGAGGAAGAGGAAGAGGAGGAAGAGGAAGAGGAAGGCUCCAGCGGCAGCGCUGGGCUCCAGGCGACCCCCAUGCUGCGUGCGCAGGCAGCCUACCUGCUGGAGGGGGCAGAAGACAUGGGCUUCACGGCAGCUGGGCUGAAGUCUCCUGACUGGCUCUACGAGUCGUACUACCGCAUGAGCCAGCAGCACCCGCUCAUCGUGUUCCUACUCCUCAUCGUCAUGGGAGCAUGCCUGGCUCUGCUCACUGUCUUCUUCGCCUCUGGACUGGACAUGGAAGACCAUGUGGCCUUCCUCAUCACCGUGCCCACCACCCUGUCCAUCUUCCUCACUAUCUUCGUGCUCGUCUGUAUCGAGUCCAUCUUCAAGAAGCUGCUCCGCCUAUUCUCCCUGCUCAUCUGGGGCUGCCUGGUUGCCAUGGGUUACCUCUUCAUGUUUUUUGGAGGGAUCAUCUGUCCGUGGGACCAGGUCUCCUUCUUCCUCUUCAUUGUGUUUGUAGUGUACACGAUGCUGCCAUUCUCCAUGCGGGACGCUCUCAUUGCCAGCGUCUUCACAUCCUCCUCCCACACCCUGGUGCUCAGUAUCUCCCUCUCCAACACCACAGAGUACAGGGAGCCUCUCGUCUGGCAGAUCCUGGCGAAUAUCAUCAUUUUUAUCUGCGGGAACAUGGCGGGCGCCUAUCACAAGCAUUUGAUGGAUCUCGCUCUCAAACAAACAUACCAGGACACCUGCAACUGCAUCAAGUCACCAAUCAAACUGGAAUUUCAGAAACACCAGCAGGAACGUCUCUUACUGUCCCUGCUCCCCGCCCACAUCGCCCGGGUGAUGAAGGCAGAGAUCAUCCAACGGUUGCAGGGUCCCAACGGAGGACAGGCUGAGAAUGCCAACAACUUCCACAACCUAUAUGUGCAGAGGCACACCAAUGUCAGCAUCCUGUACGCCGACAUCGUCGGCUUCACAAGGCUGGCUAGUGACUGCUCUCCGGGAGAACUCGUACAUAUGCUCAACGAGCUUUUCGGCAAAUUCGACCAAAUAGCCAAGGACAAUGACUGCAUGAGGAUUAAGAUCUUGGGGGAUUGUUAUUAUUGUGUGUCAGGGCUGCCUGAGUUUCUGCCUGAUCAUGCCAAGAACUGUGUAAAGAUGGGACUGGACAUGUGUGAAGCCAUCACGAAGGUGAGACAUGCCACUGGAGUUGACAUUAACAUGCGUGUCGGAGUGCAUUCAGGCAAUGUUCUAUGCGGUGUAAUUGGUCUCCAGAAAUGGCAGUACGAUGUUUGGUCACAUGAUGUCACGCUGGCCAAUCACAUGGAGGCUGGAGGUGUACCUGGACGCGUACACAUCUCCUUGGUCACGCUGGAACACUUGAAGGGGGCGUACAAAGUGGAGAUGGGCAAUGGUCCAAGCCGAGACUCGUACCUGAAGGAACACGGCAUCGCAACUUACCUGGUCAUCAACCCAAAGGGAGAGAGGCAUAGCCCCCAGCUUCAGUGCCGUCCCCGUCCUGCCCCUGACGGGGUGAAGAUGAGGGCAUCCGUCCGUAUGACCCAGUACCUGGAGUCCUGGGGGGCAGCUAAGCCUUUUGCCAACCUGCACCACCGAGACAGCAUGACCAACGAGAACGGCAAGAUUAACACACACGAUGUACCAAUGGGGCACUUUGACUUCCAGGGAAGAUCGGAAAGAACAAAAUCUCAGAAGAAGAGGUUUGAGGAGGAGUUGAAUGAAAGGAUGAUUCGUACCAUUGAUGGUAUCAAUGCACAAAAACAGUGGCUGAAGUCUGAGGACAUACAGAGGAUAUCAUUGUUCUUUCACAACAAGACUCUGGAGAAAGAGUAUAGAGCAACACCUUUGCCAGCCUUUAAGUACUAUGUCACCUGUGCAUGCCUCAUCUUCUUCUGUAUCUUCAUAGUGCAAGUUUUGGUCUUGCCAAAAACCGCUGUCCUCGGGGUGUCAUUUGGGACAGCCUUCCUGCUGCUAACACUUAUCCUGUCCAUUAGCUUCGCUGGUCAUAUACUGCAAUGGGGCAACGUGGCCUCCUGCUCUCUGUCCUGGCUCCCUCACUCCUCCACACUCGGCACCAGCAAGCCCUGGAUACGACUUGUACUCACCAUGGCAACCACCGCACUCAUCUUGGUCAUGGCCGUGUUCAACAUGUUCUUUCUGGAGGAUGAGAAGGUGAUAACAGUGGCUGCAGCAAAUGGUUCCAAUGAGACCACCCAUGGAGUUUACGGUCAAACUACCCAACCCCCAGACAACAAGUUUUACUUGCCCUACUUCAUCUACAGUUGUAUCCUGGGACUGGUGUCCUGUUCCGUGUUCCUCAGAAUCAACUAUGAACUGAAGAUGUUGAUUAUGUUGGCUGCUGUGGUGGGCUACAAUAUCAUCAUACUCCAGACCCACGCUUCAGUACUGGAUGAAUACAGCACAGCCCUCUAUAAAACCCAGCCACUGGACAGACCGGGCGUUCUAAAGGACUUGAAGACGAUGGGUUCUGUAUCGCUGUUCAUCUUUUUCAUUACUCUGCUUGUUCUGGCAAGGCAGAAUGAAUAUUACUGUAGGUUAGACUUUCUCUGGAAGAACAAGUUCAAACGGGAAUGUGAAGAGAUUGAGACUAUGGAGAACCUCAACCGGGUGCUCCUGGAAAAUGUGCUACCUGCUCAUGUAGCAGAACACUUCCUUGCUCGGAAUUGGAAGAAUGAGGACCUCUACCACCAGUCGUAUGACCUAGUGUGUGUCAUGUUUGCCUCCAUCCCAGACUUUAAGGAAUUCUACACAGAAUCUGAUGUAAACAAGGAGGGAUUGGAGUGUCUCAGACUCCUCAAUGAGAUUAUAGCAGAUUUUGAUGAGUUAUUAUCCAAACCCAAAUUUAGUGGAGUGGAGAAGAUAAAGACUAUCGGCAGCACCUACAUGGCUGCUACUGGACUCAACAUCACUCCUGGGGCAGAGUAUGCACAGGAUCAUGACAGGCAGUACAUGCACAUUGGCACAAUGGUUGAGUUUGCCUUUGCCCUUGUGGGAAAACUUGAUGUUAUUAAUAAACAUUCUUUCAAUGACUUCAAACUGCGAGUGGGAAUAAACCAUGGACCACUAAUUGCUGGAGUAAUAGGAGCACAGAAGCCACAGUAUGAUAUUUGGGGCAACACUGUGAAUGUGGCCAGUCGGAUGGAGAGCACAGGAGUCCUUGGGAAGAUUCAGGUCACUGAAGAAACUAGUCGGGUCUUGCAGAUGUUGGGAUACAUGUGCUCGUGUCGCGGGAUCAUCAAUGUAAAGGGCAAAGGGGACCUCAAGACAUUCUUUGUGCACACUGAGAUGACCAGAACCUUAUCGCAAGGGAAUGUUAUGACUUGAACUUCUCUCUUUCUCAUGCGUGCUCUCUCUCUCACACACACAGAUCAACAAUGGCCAGAAGUACACACAUGAAAACCUGUCACUCACUUUCUCAUUCUCUCACUCUCUCUCUCUCUCUGUCCACACACACACACACUCGCAGAGAGAGAGAGAGAGAGAGAGAGAGAGAGAGAGAGAGAGAGAGAGAGAGAAUAUAAUCAACUCUGUAAAUAAAUCUACAUUUCUCACCCAGGUGUGGAUGGACAGAUCAGUUCGAGAAUAUAACGGUCUGAAUGAAACCUAGACAAGCCACUGUGUGUGCAAAUCAAUACAGAGAACAGCUGAGGGUUUGUAAAACAAUUAAGGAAAAGUUAGACAUAUGUGUUUGUUUUGGUGCAACCAUUUUCUUAUCAAUUAAAGAAUUUCU